Mustela lutreola (European mink) is the source of this 2399-nucleotide messenger RNA. RefSeq names its product intestine specific homeobox (gene ISX). The record is from RefSeq and is a predicted model, not a curated record. Gene Ontology annotation, molecular function: RNA polymerase II transcription regulatory region sequence-specific DNA binding; DNA-binding transcription factor activity, RNA polymerase II-specific. Lineage: Eukaryota; Metazoa; Chordata; Mammalia; Carnivora; Mustelidae. The coding region runs from base 962 to 1660 and encodes 232 amino acids. The transcript is spliced from 4 exons. Gene Ontology annotation, biological process: regulation of transcription by RNA polymerase II.
GGUGGAUGCCUUGUCAGCAGCCAGCCAACAGUUUACAGGACAGACUGAAAGGGUUCCCUCGGUGCUAUCUCGGGGGACACGUAAGGGGCAUACCAGCUGGGAAGAAGCAGGACACCAAAAAGAAGGGAGAGUCACGCUGGGCCUGGACGCUCUGGAGAGGCUUGUGAAGUGAGGCCAGGGAAACCGGAAGGAAGGCCAGAGAAACCGGCGCUCGGUCCAGCCCUGACACGGACAGCCAGCCUGCAGUGCUUGGACACCCUUACCUAAGCCUGCACCUGCCAGACGGCAGAAGCCCAGGCGCUCUGGAAAGCCUAUUUUGGAGUCCAGAAGCAGCAGAAAUUGAAGUCCAAGAGGGUUUCUGGAAACACCUUUCAAGGCUGCAGGUGGCCCAGAUCGGAGUUGGCCUCCUCGGGCCCAAAGGUGGCACUCCAGCCUUCCAGAAGCUGGCCAGAACCAUCAGGUCAGGGCCACAAGCCAGAGAAAAGACAAACGUGGACGUUCCUCUUCCUUCCAGCUCUUUAGCUUAGACGGCAGUGACAUCAGGGAUCCCGACCUAGCCCAGGAAUUUUGAAAGCAACCAUCCGGAGAAGACCUUUGGCAGUACAACCAAACCCAGCGUGGCCAUGGCGGCUCCCGUGACAUCAAGUCUGCAAGAGCUCUGAGCCCACGGGCCUGGGAUACAGCCCACUCCAGCUCUCCCAAUGUGACCUGCCUCCUGGGGGGGGGGGGGGCAGUUAGAAUAGCCCAUGGGAGUCCGUGCAAAGACAGAAUCGUGCUUGGAUAAUCUGACAUGAGGCUCCCUGUGCUCCACCUCCGCUUGCCCUUUUGAUUCCAGAAGUUCCAGGGGAGGAAGAACGCUACCCUCCACCAGCUUGGCCCUGGGCACACACAAGGUCCCCUUCUGCCCCUCCUCACAGCCACCCACUGAGUGCCCCAAGGCAAGCCCUGCCCUCUGCAGGGUAUGGAGAGCAAAAGCUCGGGGUGCUGUGAGGCCCCCAGGAAGCUGAGACUGUCCUUCUCCAUUGAGGAGAUCUUAAAGAGGCCCACCGAGAGGAGCCAUGUGGUCAGGUCGGAAAGGGCAGGUGAACAGGACACUGGGCCAGCAGCAGCUGUGAGCUCCGGACCAGAGAGGCCCCCGCAGGCCCAGCCGCAGGAGGAAAGAAAGAGCAAGCGAAGGGUCCGAACCACCUUCACCUCUGAGCAGCUGCAUGAACUGGAGAAGAUCUUCCACUUCACCCACUACCCGGACGUCCACAUCCGCAACCAGCUGGCAGCCCGGAUCAACCUCCCAGAAGCUCGGGUGCAGAUCUGGUUCCAGAACCAGCGUGCCAAGUGGCGGAAGCAGAAGACCGGCAGCCCUGGGGCUCCACAGACGCUGAGUGAGGCCAGCUUGGCCCCGGCCAUGAACCCGGACAAGGCCGGUCCCAGGCUGCCGCCCUCCACUCAGCCCCUGCUGGCUCUCCCCACCGGGUGCUAUCCACCAGCUCCCGGUCAGCGGGUCUCUGCCUGGUGCCCCGGCCAGAUCACCCUCCUGCCAUGCCACCUGUGGGAGACGCAGCCUCUCCUAGGCCCUCUCAUCCAGCAGACCUGCGUCCCUGCUCUGUGCUGCCUUCCACCUGCGAACCCCAAAUGGAACAGCCUCUGUGCCACCUCCACAUAGAGAUUGAAUCCCAUCUCGCCAAUGGAGCCACUCUCCCUCUCCAGGUCAAGACAGGAGGCAGGAGGGUGCCCAGGCCUCUGGAGGAAUCCACCUCACCAUCCAAAGAAGGCCCAUGGCCCAGAAAGCCUCUCUGAGCACAUCCGGAGGAAGGUUGCUUCGGACUCAGCAGUAAAACGAGCAAUACAGGAACUCUUGUGGCUCCUCCCAAGGUUGCCCUCUUGGCUCAGGAGACAGAGGCUGGGUGAGAACCCCAGAUGAGUUCUGGACCAAGGAGGGCAUUAUCUUGCAUUCCUUUCUCCUCUAACUCGCUGUGUGACCUCCAGCUGGUUACUUACCACCUCUGGACCUCAUCUCUAACACAGGCAUUUGAACAGGUGACUCCCAAGGGCCCCUUCUGGCUCUUCCUCUGGUGAGGUGAACCACGGCAAGAAGAGAGGCAGAGAAGAGGCCAAGGAGGGGUCUCCAAGGAAUGUCUCUUCAUUCAUUCAUGACACAUGUAUUGAGCACCUACUGAGUACUCUAUAAAUAGAACUGGAUCCAGACACAAACAACGGAGGCUCGGCCCCCAGGAGUUCAGUCCACUUGGCCCAAGGGGCUGUGCUAAGCUUCCCCUGCAAGCAGAAUGUGUACUCGGUGACCUUGCCGUUGGCCCAGUGACCUUGCCAUUGGCCCAUGCCUAACAAAUUCUGUAGGGCUUUGAUGUGAAUGCACUAAGUGGGAGAGAAAUAAAGGGAAAGCU